Molecule: messenger RNA, 1157 nt
Organism: Paramuricea clavata
Lineage: Eukaryota; Metazoa; Cnidaria; Anthozoa; Malacalcyonacea; Plexauridae
Source: the annotation of a GenBank genome assembly
GCGUCUUUCGACACAGAAGAAUUGUGCACAAUCUGCUAUGCUAUGCCACAGUCUGCGGUGUUUGUCCCCUGUGGUCAUAAAUCAUGCAGGUAUAUAUAGUUCUCUAGAUUGCACGGCUCAAAAGUACAUUGACGAUGACUUCGCAAGCUUUAAUAUCUAUGUAAUAAAUAGUAAUUUUGUUUGUGGAAACACCACGUAAAUUGACCAUUUGCGUAAUAGACUAAAUUUUGAUCUCAACAAAAAUUUCAUUACAGCUUGAAAGAGCAUCACAAAAUUAGUAAUAUUCCAAAGUUUCGUUGCAAAAUGUUGUAAAAUGCGGAAAAUAUAGCCUUGCGAAAUUUGCAAUUUUCAGUCAUUUUAGAUUACAAACGGGAAAUUGACAGCCCCAUUAUUUGGGGCUGUCAAUUUCCCGUUUGUAAUCUAAAAUGACUGAAAAUUGCAAAUUUUGCAAGGCUAUAUUUUCCGCAUUUUACAACAUUUUGUAACGAAACUUUGGAAUAUUACUAAUUUUGUGAUGCUCCUUCAAGCUGUGAUGAAAUGUUUGUCUAGACUUGUUUAGUUCGAAAUUUAGUCUAUUACGCAAAUGGUCAAUUUAUUACUGCAAAGCUUUCGAUCCGUAAGCCUGGAUCUUCAUCAGUGCUAAUAAUAUGUUAUAAUAUAAAUACGAUUAAAAAUUCUUUUAUGUGCAUAUAAAUUGUCCCAACUAGCCUCGUACUCAUGUUAAGAUUUCAAAGGAAUUUCUACCCAGAAGCGAGGCUAGUUGGGCCAAUUUAUAUGCACAUAAAAGAAUUUGUAAUCGGCAGCCAUUUAUGAAAAGGGUGUGUAGUUAUUAGCACUGAUGAAGAUCCGGGCUUACGGAUCGAAAGCUUUCCACAAACAAAACUAUUAUAUGUUUUAUCGCCAUGCAAACAUACAAAGAAUUUAUAUCUAUGGUUUGUAGCUACACAUGACAACCGAGUUAGCAUUUGUUCAAGCGAAGUCCUUCCAGUUAGAUGUUCAAUCUAUUCUUUUUCGUUCUUUUUAGGGCUUGCAUUUCACGACAUCUCAUGAACAGUAAAAUCUGCUUCUUCUGCAAAGAAACCGUGGAAAAAUUUGAAGAUUGCAGCGCUAGCCAGAAAGACGCAACAAAAGACACCAGUUCGUGUGUUAGCCUUUGA